ACCAUGAUAACCCCAUUAAACCCCAAAUAACUCAGUUGCUCUUGUGCAACAUUUGCACAGCAGAGCUGAGAGAACAAAAUCAGUCUGAAAUCAUCUGCAAACACAAGACUUACCAUGGAGGAGCAAAUUCGUCCUCUUCUCUAUCUGCUGCUCUGCAUGAGCUGUGCUGUUCAAGGAAAUAGCAAUCAGAGAUUCCUCAUCACUGCUCCGAGUGUGUUUCAUGUUGGUGUGAAAGAACCUAUAGUGAUUCAGGUCGGGGAGGCACUGGUCGGCAAACCCGUGUCCUGUCAGUUAGAAACAGAGACGCGGGUUCCCAUGUCCGCAAAGGAAACCAAAACAAUACACCAAAAAGGAAAGUUUGAGACAGUGAAUCUUGAGAUAUUUGCAAAUACAGUUUCAAACCUGAAGUCAAUCAAUGGAGAGCCUCCUUAUCUAAAUCUGGCAUGUGAGGUUGAUGGUCAGAGACAGCAGACGCGUGUUCUGGUCUCCAAACACAAUGGCUACAUCUUUAUUCAGACGGACCAACCCAUAUACAACCCCACACAGAAAGUUCGAUUCAGAAUCUUCACUCUUGAUCACUCCAUGCGACCAAAAUUAGAGAUGUAUGUUUAUGUCUCUAUAUAUAAUGCUGAUGGGAACAAGGUCAAGAAGUCAAAGUACAGAGUGUUGGAUGGCAUCCUGUCAAAAGACUACAAAAUUCCUGAUGUUUCCAAACCUGGUGUAUGGAAGAUUACAGCACAUUAUGAAGAUGAUGUGGACAAUGCAGCGGUGCGCGAAUUUAAAGUCCAGAAGUUUGUUCUUCCCAGCUUUGGUGUUUCAGUUCACUCAGAGAAAGCCUUUCUGCAAGCAAAUGCUAAGACAUUAACAUUCACUAUUCAGGCCUCAUAUUCCUAUGGAAAGACCAUUGAUGGUGGUUUCCACUGUCGGUUUGGGAUAAAAAAAGGCAAGUCAGAGAAUGAUCCUGAAAUUGAGUUCAUCAAGGGGUUGGAAAAAACUGGAUCUGUGAAAGAAGGCCUUGCAAAGAUAACAGUCAACAUUUCAGACAUCACCCAAAAACUGGACACAGCAUUAGAAGAACUGGCAACAACUCAGACCCAAUUCUACAUUUCUGCCACAGUGACGGAUAUUUUAAGUGGUGAGGUACAGGAAUCUGAAACCUUCCUUCCUGUUGUUUUGAGUCGGUACAAUGUGGAUCUGUCUCGGACAAGACUGUUCUACACACCUGCAUUUCCUUUACAAGCAGUGGUCACAGUUCGUCACCCAAAUGGUUCUCCUGCUGAAGGCGUUCAAGUUAAAUUAGAUGUCUCGAACUCUAAAGAAAAGUCUACAAUUGUUACUACUAAUAAAGAAGGAAUCGCAUUUUACAGCUUCAACCUAGACGGAAAACCACCUUCAGUUUUAGUGCAGGCAACUGUGGAUAAUGCCAAGUCAAUAAGAGCUGUGCAUCCGAUGAAAUCCACAAGCUUCCUUUAUAUGAGUGUGACAAAUAAAGUCUUAUCAUCAGGACAGUUUCUGGAAGUCUCAUUUUACCCCAAAGGUAAUCCAGAAGAUGGGCAAAUAUAUUAUAUGAUUGUCAGCAGAGGUAUGUUGAGAUCAACAGGCUCUGUUGCAUCAGGUUCUGAAGUAAAAAAAUCCAUCCAAAUACACCCAAACAUGACCCCAUCCUUCAGAUUGAUUGCUUUUUACUAUAUCAAAGAGGGUGACAUCAUCGCUGAUUCUGUAUGGGUAGACGUAGAGGACACUUGUGAUGGAGAGUUUGAGGUAAAACUGCAUCAUAAUUAUGGCAAUCAUAAUUAUGAACCUGAAAGCACAGCUGAGCUUGACAUUGAUGUAGGACAACAGAAAAAUGCAAAAGUAGCCUUACAAGUUGUGGACAAAGCCAUUUACGCCUUGGGGGCUCAAAACAAACUCACCCAGAAACAGGUGUUUGCCUCUAUGAAGUCUUAUGAUCUGGGGUGUUCUUAUGGCGGUGGUGAGAAUACAGCAGCUGUUUUUAACGAUGCUGGCCUGGCCUUCAUCUCUCACUCCACCACGAUUCGUUCAGCGAUGAGAAAAGGUUUCAGCUGUGAGUCUGGUUUUAGACGCAACAAACGUGAGAUUGAUGUUCAAGCAGAAAUGGCAAGAAAAGAGGCUGCGUUUAAGAAAACAGAAUUACAGAAAUGCUGUCGCCAUGGAUUCACCCUGAUUCCUAUGAAGUUUACUUGCGACGAACGAGCAAAAAGAGUGAGCAAAACCGAAAGCAAAGACUGUGUGAAUGCCUUCAGAGAGUGCUGUGAGUUUGCAACAAAGCUGAGAGACAAAAAGAGGAGAGAAGACAUGAGGACAGGACAUGGCAGAACUAUUAAUUCUAAUGAAGUUGAGGAAUUUUUUGACUUUGAAAUACAAAACAUUCGUCAUUAUUUCCCUCCAAGCUUUGAGUUCAAACAGAUUGACGUGAAAGGAAAGGUUAGGCACAGAAUCCAUUUACCCCAUUCUAUCACAACAUGGGAGAUCCAGGCUCUCAGCUUAUCUCCAUCUCAUGGUUUCUGUGUGGCAGAGCCUGUUGACCUCACUGCAUUUAAGCCUGUGUUUAUUUCUCUGAGGCUUCCCUAUUCAGUCAAGCGCUAUGAGCAACUGUCUAUAGUUGCAGUGAUCUUUAAUUAUGGCAAAAUGGAAAUGGAGCUUGUUGUGCGCAUGCGACAAGUGGAUGGUCUUUGUUCACCCGGGUCAGCAACGUCAUCAUCUUCCGUCAGAUUCAGCCUGAAACCAGCAUCUUCUCAAACUGUUACUUUCCCUGCUGUCCCCAUGGUAAAAGGCGAAAUCCCUAUCACUAUUGCAAUCUAUGAUAUUGAAGAAAAAAUUGAAGUGGAUGCUAUUCAAAAGAUACUCUUGGUCAAGAACGAGGGAGUGGAAAUGAGAGAAGAGCUGACUUAUUUGAUUAAUCUAGAUGGCAGAAGUGAUCACCGCUUAUCCAUCAAUGGAUUUUUCCCUAACAACACUGUUCCUGAAACUGAUGUUAAUCUAUUUGUCAAACUAGAAGAGGAAAUAUUUGCCCAGUCCACUGCAGUUCCAUUACUUUCAUCAUCCAAAGUGGAAAAUCUGAUCCAAGCACCUAAAGGCUGUGGAGAACAGACUAUGAUCUUUAUGUCUCCCACUGCCUUGUCAAUCCGUUACCUGGAUAAAAGUCAGCGCUGGCUGGAACUAGAAGCAGGAUCCAGAGACAAAGCACUGGAUUUCAUUGAGCAAGCUUAUGAACGAAUUUUAACAUUUAAAAAGACGGAUGGAUCCUAUGGAGCUUGGAUACAGACUCCGACAAGCACCUGGUUGACUGCACUAGUAGUGAAAGUAUUGUCUCUUGUGGCUGAACGACAAAUAGAGACUCGUCAACAACAUGGAACAACAGAAAGGAUGAUUUCACAGGAGGACAUCCGUCAAGCAGUUACAUAUUUGAUUAAGACACAGAGAUCAGAUGGGUCCUUUACUGAUGCUCAUCCAGUCUAUCACAGAGAAAUGCAGGGAGGAAUUGGAGGAGUUGAGCAAGAUGCUUCUUUAACAGCUUUCAUCACAAUAGCUCUCUGUCGCUCUAUGCCUUUCUUGGACCAAGAAGCAACUGCUGUGAGCCAAAGCAUCGCUCGUGCCACCAACUUCCUGCUAAAACGGGUUGAUAAUCUUAAAAGGCCUUAUGCAUUAGCCAUUACAGCAUACUGUUUGUCUACCUGCCUCACUGAACGAACCCAAGCACUGUCAGCCUGGAAGAAACUCCAAAGUCUCGGAAAACCAGAGGGAGACUGUCUUGUGUGGCAAGAUGAUGAUGAUGUGCGACUGGUAAAUGAAGCGAAAUCUAACCGUGUGCCGCAUAGAGUGGCAUUAAAAGUAGAGACCACCGCAUAUGCUCUCCUGACUGCGCUGGCACAUAGCGACUUAAAAACAGCACAGUCUGCAGUCUGCUUCUUGUCUUCUCAAGAGAACUAUGAAGGAGGUUUCAAAUCAACACAGGACACUAUCGUAGCUUUGGAAGCUCUCUCAGAAUAUGCAUUGAGUUUACCAGAAACCCCCAUCACCACAAUCAAUGCACAGUUUACUGUUACCGGAAGGUCUGAGAUGGAGAAGAUGAAUUUGGAAAAGAGCGAAAAUAAAGUGGAAGCAGAGUUAAAAAGACUAGUGGGACAGGAAAUAAAUGUCAAUCUUUCUGGAAAAGGAAAAGCUAAAAUGAAGGUGGCAAAGGCUUAUUAUACUCUCAAGGAAGACGGCAACUGUGCUGAUUUGUCAAUAAAUGUGACUGUAGUAGGAAAAGUGGAAUACACAUCUGUAGUACAAGAAGAUUAUAAUUACUAUGAAGACUAUGGGCAGGCCGAAGAGACGAACGAGGAGGAAGAUCUCCCUCGGUCAGCCAUCGAGUGGUUUGAUGCUCGCAGCAGACAAAAAAGAGAGACUUCGAAAAACACGAAGGAGGAUGUGGUCUAUACAGUGUGUGUCAGUCACACACAGGGGAGGAAGCUCUCUGGAAUGGCCAUUGCUGAUAUUACUCUACUUAGUGGUUUUGAGGCAAUCAAUACAGAUCUGGAAAAGCUGAAAGGCCUGGUGGACAAAUAUAUUUCUCACUAUGAGGUCACACGUGGAAGAGUACUGUUGUAUUUCAAUGAGAUAGAUGGAGGUGAAGCCUGUAUUGCAUUUGGAGCUGAGCAAAGUGUGCCCAUUGGUUUAGUUCAACCUGCUCCUGCUUUGUUUUAUGAUUACUAUGAACCAGACAGGAGAUGUUCAGUGUUGUACAGCGCCCCCAAGAGGAGCAAGAUGGUUUCCGUCCUGUGCUCAGAUGACGUGUGUCAAUGUGCAGAAAGAGGUUGUUUCACAGAGAAGAAAACCAUUGAGAUGGAAAUCACCAAAACUGAUAGAUUUGAUUAUGCUUGUUACCAUUCCAACACCGACUAUGCAUUUGAAGUCACUGUGAAUUCAGUAACCGAAGAGAGCAAUUUUAUAUUAUAUUCAACAUCUGUGAACGUGGUUCUCCGAAAUACGGGAGACUUGAGUGUGAGUCCAGAGAACACACGAGUGUUUGCCAAGAGAAAGCACUGCAAGGGUGAGCUGAAACAGGGUGAGAGGUACCUUAUCAUGGGCAAUGAUGGCCCCACCAAAGACUCAAGUGGAAACAUGCAGUAUCUGCUGGAUUCUAAGACAUGGGUUGAACAGAAGCUGUCAAAAUCAGUAUGCCAAGCCUCAGUCAAGAGAAAGUACUGCAAAGAACUGAAUGACUUUUUGAAAGAGUACCAAGUUAAUGGAUGCAAUCUGUAGGCAGUACUGCAAUUUGUAAUAUCUCCCAUGUAAUGUAAUAUCUCAACAUCAUUACAGCAGAAAUCUACAUUUAUCCUGAAUUGUAAAGUUGCUUGCUGUGGAUUUCAAUAAGACAUACUGUCCUGUCUGUCACAAUUUUCUCAAAUAAAUGUGCUUAAUAAGAGUG
Molecule: messenger RNA, 5434 nt
Organism: Danio rerio (zebrafish)
Lineage: Eukaryota; Metazoa; Chordata; Actinopteri; Cypriniformes; Danionidae
Source: RefSeq, a predicted model, not a curated record